CGCGCGCGCGCGCGAGCGCGAGCCCUCCGCGCCCCGACACCAUAACACACGGGAAGGUACUUUUGUGUCGGGGGCCGCUCGUCGGGUGGGUCGCCGGCCCGCGCAGUGACUGGUCCACACCGCGCCGAUGCCCGACUCCGACACCGACGCGUCCUGGGCCGUGGAACUGAGUCGCGCCUUCAGUCGCUACGACGCCGACGUCUCGCGCAUCAUCGAGGGCGCCUACAUGCGGCAGGAACCAUCGGUGUCCAUAACUGUGCGCUCGCACCCGUACAUCAUCAUGUUCGCUGACAUGAAGCAGAUCUCGUCAACGGAUUCGACCAAGACGCGGCGCGUGCAGCGCAGCGCGCCGCCAACGAACAAGCGCAAGCACGGGGCCGGGGAAAAUGCAGCGCCGGACGCACCAGCAAGCGGCGCAAGCAGCUCGUGGAUGGGCUGCGCACCUGCUCCCGCGGCGGCCCCGCCGCUGCGCUUCAAGCGCUGGAGGGAGAACGGCUUCGUGGCGUCGUCGACACUCUGCACAAGCCCGGCUGCCGUGCCGCGUCUGCUGCCGCCGCCCACACUCCAGGUCGAGGUCCUGCACGCAUCGCCCGGGGAAAACGUGAUCCUGAUCCGCAAGGCUCUCGCCGCCGCCUCGCAGUUGGUGGUGGCGCAGCUGCUCACGACUGCCGCGCAGCACUUGGAGCAAGUCCGCGCCAGCGGCAAAGGCGCCAUCUGGGUCGACGAGAGCGGGGCCGCCACGACCUUGCUGCAUGGCGAGACGCGGAUGGCACUGCGCGCGAGCGCCGUGCAGUUGCGCGGUAGUGGGCACGCGGCGGCGGCCGACGAGGUUGCGGCGCUGGCUGACGAGCGCGAGUACACGAGCACCGGCGGCGCGCUAGUGUAUCCGCCGGGCGAGAGGCUCGGGCUGCACCUAGACGACAUCGCCGCCUGCAACUCCAGCCCGUUCGACCCACGUGUCGUGCUAUGGAGCUUUGGCAACGACGUCGACUUCCAGUGGGCGCCGGCGCGCUUCAAGGGGCGGCCGAUGUUGGAUGGCCGUCGCCACAACGCCACGUACGAGCUCCAGCCAGGCGUCGCUGUCCGGACGGUCAAGCUGCAACACGGCGACGCGCUCCUCCUCAACGUGGAGCGCAUCGUGCACGGUGUCGCGAGAGUGAGCGACACGUGUGCGGACGCCGCGGCCACCAAGCUGCUACCGGGCCGCCGCAUGUGCGUGCCGAUUCGGCCGAAGGCGGACCCGCACGUGGAGGCCGAGCAUUACAGGCUGCGGGCGGGCGCGCCCGCGCGGCGAAGUACCAAGUAGAGCGUAGGUGUGUGGUACGGUGUGUAUGGGGAGAGUUUUGAAGAUUC
Molecule: messenger RNA, 1353 nt
Organism: Emiliania huxleyi CCMP1516
Lineage: Eukaryota; Haptophyta; Isochrysidales; Noelaerhabdaceae
Exons: 1
Coding region: 128-1306 (392 amino acids)
Molecular function (GO): zinc ion binding
Source: RefSeq, a predicted model, not a curated record